GAAACCCCCCCCCCCUCUCUCUCUCUCUCCCUCUCUCUCUCUGCACUCUCAGCACAGGAACCUGCGGGGAACUUCGUAAAGAGAACAUGAUGCUUCUCUUUUGACUGACGCCCACCGCGCUAAACACUUAGUAUUAGUCGCGCCGCCGCCGCCGCCUCCUUUACGCGUCGCUCCCACUCCAACCUCACCUGUUGACGCAAACAGCAGCCAGCCAGCCAGCAAGCAGCCAGCCAGCAAGCAAGCUCAUACGGAUAUAACAUGUCUGUCAGUCUCACAGCAAACAGUCGGAGAGCUCGAAGUAACUAAACAAGACUCUUGAGUGGAGCGUCUGAAAGUGAAAGCGCUUUAAAAAGUUUGUUUCCGCGUCCCGGCGUUGUCGCUGUGUUAUGCGUUGGAUGAUCGACCCUCAACGUUGUCCAGGUGAUAAGAAUGGAGAAGGCUGAAACUACAGCGGAGCCUCAGAGUGAAAGAAAGGGAGACAAGACUUUGCUGAUUUGAGUUUAUGAAAUGCCCCAACAUAACAUGGAGAGCCCCAGGAGCCCGUGGCAGCCCGGUCUGCGGCCGCCGUGGAUCACCAGAGUGGCUGGAGUUCAGAGCCCCGCCUCAUCGGGGGCGGAGUCGGAUACAGAGAGUAGCAGCACGGAGAGUGAGCGGUCCUGCAUUAAAAAGCUGGAGGCGGGCUCACUGAGGGUCCUGUCGUCGCCCUCAAUGCUCCAUCAGCGAAUCAAAGAGAUCGACCAACAGAAGGAGGAACUAAAGAUCGAACUGCAGCUGGAGAUCGCCCUGCUGCAGGGAGAGCUGCAGACGGAGCAGACCCAGCUGCACAGACACACACAGAAGCUGCAGGCUCUACAGCAGCAGGCCAGACGGAAGGAGAAGCACAGACACACCGACAGACAGAAGGAGCGAGAGAGUCUGGAGGAGGAAAGACAAAGGGUGGAGGAACUGAAGGGGAGGUGUGAGGAGAAGGAGAAACUGAUCCCCAGUCAGCCAGAGAGCCAGAGAGAACAGCUAAAACUGCAGCUGCAGCAGGAAAAGGAGGCGAUGGAAGCGGCAGUUCGAGCCUUUGAAGACUGGGAGUUUCGUGUUCUGGAGCAAGAGAGCGGCAUUGAUGAGGAAGACGCGAGCACGGCGGACGAAGAGAAGGAGGGGCAGAGUGAUGGGGACAUGGAGAAGGAAAUCUCUCGUCAGCAGCGUGGGAUCAACACGGUGCAGGAGCGAGUCCAGCAGUUACAGAGGCAGCUGAGGGAGAUGGAGAGGGAGAAGGAGAGGGAGCUGAACGCCUUGAGGAAGGAGAGGAGAGACCUCGUCCACACAAACCAAACAGUUCUCAAAGAGAAGAAGCCGCUCACUGAUUGGUCCAACAUCACCGGCUCAGCCCCCUGCAUGAUGUCACUUUCCCCUAUGACCGUUCACAAGCCUCCUCAGGAGCCAUGCAAAGAAUCGGCCAGUUUGCCCAGAAGACGGAGCUCGCAUCGCAACAACAAAUUCAACGACAGGCCGCAGUCGGCACAGGGGUUGGUGAGGACACUUCCAGACAGCCAGACCCCAGAGGCUUUCACUUCCCCCCCACCCUCCCAUAGGCUCAGCAACGGCCACAGCAGCAGCCACAGACAUGGGAACAGCAACGGCGGCGGGUUCCUCACUCCGUGUAACAGUACAACGAGCUCCCGCGCUGCCAGCCCGUCUCUGUUGGAUCUUGUGGAGAUUGAGAAGAAACUGAGGGAAGCCAAGGCAGAGAGAGAGAGGCUGCUCAGAGAGAGGGAAGAGCGACGGUGGUUGUUGUUGGAAGAGAGAAGGCAGAAAGAGCUAAACUCUCCCAAAAAAGAACCACAGGAGCCAGAGACUCCGCAAAAGCCCGAGCCAGAUCCAGAACCAAAGGAGCAACCAAAGGCCAGUUCUCCCCCAAACUCCCCAGAGAAGGCCCUCCAGCAGCACGGCCUGCCACUCUUCCUCUCUCCCAACUUUGACCUCCGGGCCCACGUGGAGUCUCUGGGUCACGGAGUGUCCGGCUGCGUGGACCUGCGGCUGACGCCUCGACGCUGCGCAGGCUUCUUGACCAAACGAGGGGGGAGGGUUAAGACCUGGAAGAAAAGAUGGUUCCUGUUUGACAUGGACCACAAACGACUAGCCUACUAUACAGACUGUGAUGAGAGGAAGCUAAAGGGAGUCAUCUACUUCCAGGCCAUAGAAGAAGUUUACCUUGACCAUCUACGAACGGCCACUUCUUCUCCGCGGCCCAGUCUGACGUUCUGUGUGAAGACAUACGACCGUCUUUUCUUUCUGGUGGCUUCCAAUCCAGUGUCCAUGCGGAUUUGGAUGGAUGUCAUUGUCACGGCAACAGACGAGCACAGCCGUUAUUGACCUCCUGCAUUAGUGACUUUAAAACCAUUGAGUGAAGCCACUGAGCGGACAAUGCAGUGAGCCAUUUCACCCGGUCCGAGGGGCUGGUUUGGCUGAGAUCCACCCCAGAGGCUGAUUCUGCAUCCGGACUGAUGAAACUGUGGAAGUGUGUCAGAUGAAGAGGUGCAGUGGUUCGAAAUGCUGGACAGAUGUGCUCGAACACAGCAGAGGAAACUGUUACUUGAUGCUUGAGUGGCAGCGGAGGUUCACCGCUGAACCAGCAGUUAACCACAAGCAGCUUAAUGCCACUGGAAGUCUGUUACUGGGAGGUUUCUCUCUUUGAGCCCUACCUCCCCCUGCUGGUCAUAGUCCAGCAUCAAAGGAGUACUGGUGUACAAUACACAACAAAACACUACAACAGGGAUUGGACACAAUAAUAGCAACACUGAACAAUAUAAUGCAAUCCAAUAAAACGACCCAUCAAUAAAAUCACUAUAUUAGACAGGUGCUGUGAUCAAUUUUAUUUUUAUUUUUUUUUUGUAUUUUGUGCUGGAUUGUUUCAUAUUGUCAGGUGUUUCCACUAAUUUGUCCAUAUCAUGUAUCUUUGUUUUCAUAAAUUACAUUUUAAUGACUUAAGUUAUUAAUUGGAAAUUUAUAUGGGUUUGAUAUGCAAAUAAAUGAAUGCACUAUUAAAUGUUUAUUCAUACAAAAGUUUGCUCUAAUUCAUUCUCUUUCUUCCCAAUGUAAAUAUUUAUUGGCAGUUAUAUAUGUUAAAAUAUUUUUUCCAUCUUUAAUGCAGUCUUCAUGGAUUCAUAUUUCACACUAAGAUAUGUAUAAUUUUUCAAAAAUAUUUCAACAAUUACUAGUCAUUGGUUCUGUGUCGAGUGUGCUAUUGUUCAUCACUUUUUAAUAGUGUUGUAACCAAAUAUCUUAUUACACUUUCUUCAGAGAAAUUAGGGAAAUCACAUAGAACUCAUAGUAACCUCAUGUCCUACAGGAAUAUUUAUUGUAGCAGUUUACAAACAUUUCCCAAAACACUGUUAUUUGCACUGUUUUCUUAUUUCCCAAAAAUAUAUGAGUGAUCAAUAUCAAAUGAUCCACACACUCUCCAACAUACCUGACAUCUGUGUAACUUCUUACUUGUUUUCUUAUUUGAGGUUUCUUGAAACUAUUUCCUUAACGCCGUGUGCACAUUGCAGCACCAGUUGAGUAAUAAGCUUGUAAACUUUUACACUUCCUCCUUAUUUCAAAAUAAAAUAUUCUGUGGAAGCCGUGUGGGGAAGUAAUUUCAGUUUUUCUGCUAAAUAUGAGAAACAACAGUUCAAUGUUACAGUUCAUUCCCUCAGAAAAGCACUGAGGAGACUUGCAUUACUGUAGUGAACAGAGAGAAUCAACACCCUGUUGGGCUGAUCGCCACUCCUUAGAAAAAUCUUUCAAGAGCUGUUCCAUCCAGACAAACCAUCAGUCUGACAUGCCUCAGUUGUUGGAUUAUUGCCACUGACCCUUCAAUGCUG
Molecule: messenger RNA, 3857 nt
Organism: Anoplopoma fimbria (sablefish)
Lineage: Eukaryota; Metazoa; Chordata; Actinopteri; Perciformes; Anoplopomatidae
Gene: phldb3
Product: pleckstrin homology-like domain, family B, member 3
Exons: 16
Coding region: 508-2364 (618 amino acids)
Source: RefSeq, a predicted model, not a curated record